GGGUGUGGAGGGCAGAUCGGCGAGGAAGGAGGGGAAGAUGAUGGGAGGAAGAGGGGGGGUAGCAAGCGGAGGAGGAGGGGGGCGGCGGCAGGAGCGGCAGGCGCUGAUGCUGACGUUCGCGGUGGCGCUGCUGAUGGGCACCGCCGUCUACUUCCGCAUCUGGGCGCGCCAGUCCGACGACCCCUCCUUCACCGCCGACGACCGCGAGGAGCUCCGGAGGCAGUUCGAGCAUGCUAACCUAGAGGCAAUGGAUGAAUCCGCUGAAUGGAGAAUGAAAUACGACACGGAAUUGGCGAAAAACAGGGACCUGCAAGAUGAACUUUUAAAGGUCAAGACCUCACUGUCUGAUUCAACCAAGAGAUUUGAAGAGUUACAAAAGGAUAAUGAGAUGUUGAAGAGGCAGACUGAAUCCAUGAAACUGGAGUGCAAUUGCACCGUUCCAUUGAAUAUUAAUCAGGAAUAAGUACAUUUCACUGGCAGAUUAGCACUAGUUUCGUUUUCAUUUUUCUUAUUAUUGGAGUGAGGACAGAUGGAAUGAGCAGCUUUGUAAUAGUACAUAUGGCGACUGCAGCAAAGAAACUUGUGUUUGCAAUUGUUAAUGACCUAUACACCCGGGCACAAUUUUUGAAGUAAUCACUUGUGAGUAGCAAUGCAUAAGUGUGUUUCGGCUCAUUUUUAA
Aegilops tauschii subsp. strangulata is the source of this 679-nucleotide messenger RNA. RefSeq lists its product as uncharacterized. Lineage: Eukaryota; Viridiplantae; Streptophyta; Magnoliopsida; Poales; Poaceae. The record is from RefSeq and is a predicted model, not a curated record.